This is a messenger RNA of Dovyalis caffra, 438 nucleotides long. NCBI's taxonomy places the organism in Eukaryota, Viridiplantae, Streptophyta, Magnoliopsida, Malpighiales, Salicaceae. The record is from the annotation of a GenBank genome assembly.
AUGGGGUUAGCUGCUGAGUUUAAAGGUUAUGGUGAGGGGGAGUUAUGGGUGGAGGUGAGGAAGAUGAGAGAUGGAGUUUUAUAUUGGAGUGUGUCAGGAGAGGUUGUAACGGGAAUGGGGAGAGCUGCGAAUAAGUUGGGUGUGGGGCGUAUUAAGGGGCGGGGGAGCUGUUUGGGCUGCCACAAGGAUGUUGUUAUGUGGGGUGAUGUAGGCGUGAUGGCGCUAGUGAAGUGUUGGGAGCGAGCGAAAGAGGCAUGGUGGCUGGUUUGCUGGCAGUGUGGAGGGCUGGCUGGCAAGAGAGAGAGGUUGGUUAGCAGUGUGGUUUGGCCUGGAGUGGGGCUGUGGCACGCAAAGGGUGCAGGGCUACUUGGCGUUCAAGCUGCUGUGUGUGGGCAGAGUUGGUUGUGGCGUGGGGGGGCUGCUGUGUGGGAGAGUUAA